Molecule: messenger RNA, 360 nt
Organism: Molossus molossus (Pallas's mastiff bat)
Lineage: Eukaryota; Metazoa; Chordata; Mammalia; Chiroptera; Molossidae
Product: actin-related protein 2/3 complex subunit 5-like protein
Exons: 1
Coding region: 1-360 (119 amino acids)
Biological process (GO): cell migration; Arp2/3 complex-mediated actin nucleation; regulation of actin filament polymerization
Cellular component (GO): Arp2/3 protein complex; actin cytoskeleton; cytoplasm
Molecular function (GO): actin filament binding
Source: RefSeq, a predicted model, not a curated record
AUGGUGGUGGUGGCAGCUGGCAAGCCAGGCUGGGACCUUGGUGAAGUAGUCAGGCUCCUGCAGCAAGGGAACAUUCUUAGGGCGUUUCAUGCAGCCCUGUGGAAACUCUCUCCUCCACACCAAGAAUCAAGCAGUGAAGGAAUGAGCCCAGGAUGUGGUGCUGAAAGUAUUAAAAAUUUUAAGAACAGUGAAAUUGAGCAGGCUGAGCAAUCACUGGACAAAUAUGGCAUUGACUUGCUAAUGAAGUCUAUUUAUAAAGGGUUUGAUAAGCCCAAAGGAAAUAGCAGUGUAGUGUUACUCCAGUGGCAUAAAAAUACAUCAGCAGCAGGUGGAUUAGGCUCCAUUAUAAGAAUUUUAUAG